This is a messenger RNA of Musa acuminata AAA Group (dessert banana), 543 nucleotides long. RefSeq lists its product as uncharacterized. The transcript is spliced from 3 exons. The coding region runs from base 95 to 388 and encodes 97 amino acids. The record is from RefSeq and is a predicted model, not a curated record. Gene Ontology annotation, molecular function: RNA binding. Gene Ontology annotation, biological process: mRNA splicing, via spliceosome; maturation of SSU-rRNA. Gene Ontology annotation, cellular component: P-body; sno(s)RNA-containing ribonucleoprotein complex; nucleolus. NCBI's taxonomy places the organism in Eukaryota, Viridiplantae, Streptophyta, Magnoliopsida, Zingiberales, Musaceae.
AUGAAUAUGCAAAAUUGGCAAAUUAUUUUGCUAACGCCGUUUCAUUCCUCGAAGCUUUGUUCCUCAAAGCGAAAAGAAGCUCGAGGAGAGAAAUAUGAACGGCGGCAGUGGCGGCAGUGGCAGCGGUGGAGGAGGAAGUGGCGCGGGGAAGAUGCCGACCAACUUUCUGAAGUCGAUCCGAGGCCGGCCGGUCGUCGUGAAGCUCAACUCCGGAGUCGACUAUAGAGGUAUUCUAGCUUGUUUGGAUCCAUACAUGAACAUUGCAAUGGAGCAAACGGAAGAAUAUGUUAAUGGUCAGCUAAAGAACAAGUACGGCGAUGCUUUCAUCAGAGGAAAUAAUGUUCUGUACAUCAGCACCUCUAAAAGGACUCUUGCUGAUGGGGUAUGAUACUGGUGCUUGGCAAAGUCUGUCCUUGGCAUGAUUUCACAUGUUGUUGAUGAGAUUGUUGCACGUAAUGAAGGGGCAUGUGUAAGUGUGUCCUGGUAGAGUGGAUUAUCAACUAUUUUGAAAUUUAUGUCCAAGUCAUCAGACAAAUUUGUUUU